UGUUUGCUGAAGUUAAUGGGUAUCCAGCGACUUAGGACUACUGCAUAUCAUCCACAAGCGAAUGGCCUAGUGGAACGUUGGCAUAGAAGUCUUAAGUAUGCUCUAACAGCCCAUAUGGAUUCAAACCAUUGGGUAGACCGACUUCCGACUGUCCUCUUAGGUCUACGGGUCACCCUUAGAACCGACGCACAGGCCAGCAUAGCUGAAUUUGUUUAUGGACAGACACUCCGUAUACCAGAAGAACAGCUUAGCCGUUUGUGGAUUCUGAAGCUGAAGUCGUCCGAGGAUGGUCACCUGCGGGUUCAGUUGAUGCGAGAACUCGCGAGGCAGAUCAGGGGUAAAAAGCUGUCGUCACCUUUCAACAAAUAUCCUCCGGAAGGGAAAUCCCUCAAGCAUGUAACGUACAAGGAUUUCGGCGACACCUUGGACUUGUAUGAGGAAGACUCUUCGGCUUUAUCGACGGAAUUGCUUGAUGUUCAAUCGAACCUCGCUGAAAACACAACAGAGGAUGAAGAAUUUGACUAUAACCGUGAUCGAAACCCGAAGCACAAGUCGAUUUUUACUUCUUUUCAAAAUAAAGAACCCAUCAAUGCCAAAACGGUGUCAUUUCUUAAAUCUCAAAACGACGCGCUUCUGCACGAGGUAUGCAUCUACCAGAAGGCGAGCAAGCGGAACGAAAAGAAAAUGGAAUGCGUAUCGCGCGAAGUUGAAGACCUCAAGCUGAAAUUGCUCGAUUUGCAAAGGAUCAACAAAACGAUCGAGGAGAGCCAUUCGGAAGUGAUCAACGACUACAAAGCAGCGCUGAUCGAGACGACUGACGAACUCACAUCUCGACUCGAGAUUCUGACGAGGAAAAACGACGAAAUCGGAAAAGCCCUUAUCAACCUGAAAAAGAAAUACAGAGAACCUUCGCCGCUAGGAAAGAAAGCGUACAUGGAACUGGUCGCGGUGACGAGGAAGUUAAGCGCCGAACUUAAGAUGGAAAGGGCUAAGCGCAAAGCGGAAGUCAACGAUCUGCAGGCCAUCCUGGCCGAUAAGGACCAUCAGAUUGAGAGGUUAAAGAGACGUUUGGCCAGUUUGGACGAGGGGCAAGGGCAGAAACGCGACCAAUCUCCUACCAGCCACUGCCGCAUGCUGAUGGAAAGAGUAUGCGAAUUGCAGACGCACAUAGACAAGAUGUCGAAGGCGAGCGUGAUCGUCCAGCAAAAAAUGAAACAAGACGAAAGAAAACGCACAGAAGGAACUUCAACGAGAGCAAGAAGCCCCAAAUUGGAGAGGACGACCGAGCCUCCUGCGAAGGACACAGAUAAGAAAUAUAAGCAAAUAAUCCACGACAUUCACGAUGUACAAGUUGAAGACCAAAAACGGAAAACCCGAGGAGCGGAAGAGAAAAUCUGCCCCUGCCGCAACAUGCGCAAAUAAAUCCGUUUUUAUCAUCC
Molecule: messenger RNA, 1439 nt
Organism: Cimex lectularius (bed bug)
Lineage: Eukaryota; Metazoa; Arthropoda; Insecta; Hemiptera; Cimicidae
Exons: 11
Coding region: 16-1422 (468 amino acids)
Biological process (GO): DNA integration
Molecular function (GO): nucleic acid binding
Source: RefSeq, a predicted model, not a curated record